AUGCGGGUCAUCUCCGGCCACUUGGGUUGGGUGCGCAGUUUGGCCGUCGAGCCCAACAACGAGUGGUUUGCUAGUGGUGCAGGCGAUCGGACCAUCAAGAUCUGGAAUCUGGCUACAGGUGCCCUCCGUCUCACUCUCACGGGUCACAUUUCCACUGUCCGCGGCUUGGCCGUGUCCCCCCGACAUCCGUACCUCUUCUCCUGCGGUGAAGACAAAAUGGUCAAGUGUUGGGAUCUCGAAACCAACAAAGUCAUCCGUCACUACCACGGCCACCUCAGCGGCGUCUACACCCUCGACCUGCACCCCCGUCUCGACCUCCUCGUCACAGGUGGUCGUGACGGCGUAGCCCGCGUCUGGGACAUGCGCACUCGCGCCAACGUCCACGUCCUCGCCGGCCACAAGGGCACCGUCGCCGAUGUCAAAUGCCAGGAAGCCGACCCGCAGAUCAUCUCCGGCUCCCUGGACGCCACCGUCCGCCUCUGGGAUCUCGCAGCCGGUAAAUCCAUGGGCGUGCUCACGCACCACAAGAAGGGUGUGCGCGCUCUCGCCACUCACCCCCGCGAAUUCACCUUCGCCUCCGCCAGCACCGGCUCCAUUAAGCAAUGGAAGUGCCCCGAGGGCGACUUCAUGCAGAACUUCGAUGGUCAAAACGCUAUUAUCAACACCCUCUCCGUCAACGAAGACAACGUCAUGUUCUCCGGCGGUGAUAACGGCUCCAUGUGCUUCUGGGAUUGGAAGACCGGGUACCAGUUCCAGAGCAUCGACGCUGUCGCUCAGCCGGGUUCUCUGGAAGCCGAGGCGGGUAUUAUGGCUUCGACGUUUGAUCGUACUGGCUUGCGUCUUAUUACUGGUGAGGCUGACAAGACUAUUAAGAUUUGGAAGCCGGAUGAUGAGGCCACCGAAGAAUCGCACCCUGUUACCUGGGCCCCCACCUUGGGGAGACAGAGGUAUUAG
Messenger RNA from Aspergillus niger, 954 nucleotides. RefSeq lists its product as uncharacterized. The record is from RefSeq and is a predicted model, not a curated record. Gene Ontology annotation, cellular component: catalytic step 2 spliceosome; precatalytic spliceosome; Prp19 complex. Gene Ontology annotation, molecular function: protein binding. The coding region runs from base 1 to 954 and encodes 317 amino acids. NCBI's taxonomy places the organism in Eukaryota, Fungi, Ascomycota, Eurotiomycetes, Eurotiales, Aspergillaceae. The transcript has a single exon. Gene Ontology annotation, biological process: mRNA splicing, via spliceosome.